AGAUAUGAAGAACAUUAAGCUCACUUGUCAUCUCAUUCGAGACUUUGAAGAUGUUUCAGUUUUGCUGAAAUUUGAUAUUAAAAUUAAUUCUAGCGAUUACAUUGAUUCUCUUAAAGAUAAAAUCUAUGAAAAGGUACAAAUUCCUAAUGAUAAUAAAAAUGGUUUUUCAAGCCUUGAAUUACAAGAAGGUGAAGAGAGCAAUUAUUGGAAUGGUGAAAAACUUCUGAAAGUAGGAUAUAUUCAUGUUAUUGUUGAUUCGCCAUUGAUAAGAGCAAAUCAACAAAUGGCAAAUUUGGCAAUCAAUCAAGCGUCAUUAGAAGUCUAG
Funneliformis geosporum is the source of this 325-nucleotide messenger RNA. Lineage: Eukaryota; Fungi; Glomeromycota; Glomeromycetes; Glomerales; Glomeraceae. The record is from the annotation of a GenBank genome assembly.